AUGGCUCAGAGAGUGUUCGCUCGAAUUAAGUUAAGUGCAGCAGGAGCAGUAAUAGCAAUAGCAGCAGCAACAGCAACAGCAACAACUGCCGACUACAACAACAAUGUGAAUUUUGCGGAGUUUAUUGCAAGCAAUGACUUUACUAUUUAUUUUUUUGCAACAUUGAAUAAAAAAGAACAAUACAAAAGUAUCUUCUUUGGAAUUUCAAAUACAAUAAAUUUGGGAUUAACCAGCUGCAUUAACCGUAUCUUCGGCGUCAACCACGGAAACCGCUGCCACAAUACGUCUGUGCUUUGUUGUGAACCACUAAACAACGACAGUAGCACGCAGAGUCCCAUCAACAUCGCCAACUAUUGUCGUCCAGCAUACAUUACCUUCACUUACAUACUCACGCACGCAUUCAGCAGUCAACAACAUUUCGCACGCAACUCGUUUAUCCAGCGCCCUUCACAAGUAUUCCUCUCCCACCAAUCGGCAUCGUGCUGCAUAAUGCAUUCGUGCGACAACAGCAACAGUAGCCCAACUAAACUUUGUACCUACGUGGCGUUAUUACCAUUAUGAUUCACCGCGUGACGUGUACGUGAAUCAUAAAAGGCGAAGUGCAUUUAUUGGCAUUUUUUGUGUUUUAUUUUCCUUUGGACUCAUUUGAAUACCAAAUUUGCGUUACUUAAAAGUGCAGAAGUGAUAGUAACAGCAGCAGCAGCAAUAGUAGCAGCCGCUAA
Molecule: messenger RNA, 722 nt
Organism: Anastrepha obliqua
Lineage: Eukaryota; Metazoa; Arthropoda; Insecta; Diptera; Tephritidae
Exons: 3
Coding region: 1-561 (186 amino acids)
Source: RefSeq, a predicted model, not a curated record